This is a messenger RNA of Sceloporus undulatus (fence lizard), 1495 nucleotides long. It is a transcript of the gene CFAP126, whose product is annotated as cilia and flagella associated protein 126. Lineage: Eukaryota; Metazoa; Chordata; Lepidosauria; Squamata; Phrynosomatidae. Gene Ontology annotation, cellular component: ciliary basal body. The transcript has 5 exons. Bases 107 to 1027 code for a protein of 306 amino acids. Gene Ontology annotation, biological process: cilium organization. The record is from RefSeq and is a predicted model, not a curated record.
GGACGCUGGGGGCGGGGCUUCGGCGCCUUCCUCCUCCUCCUCGCUAACCCCGCCCACUGUUCUCUGUUGCUAGGAGACGGACCAAACAAAGUCCUGGGGAGGCAGCAUGGCAUCGAACUACAGCUCUGGGCAGUAUGAAGAUGCCUAUAUUCCCGGGAAAUUGGGGAACUGGAACCUUCCCAGAGUUACUAAGGAGCACCCUUCUGCCCGCGAAGGUUAUACACAAUUUAUAGCCGAUGACAAAGGCCAUCUGUUGCCUUCAGUGCCACGCUCAAAGGCAUCCCCUUGGGGCACUUACAUGGGCACCUGGGAUAUGCCACUGAAGAUUCCUCCGGCCAAAGUGAACCUCACAUGCCGCUCUGUCGAAGCAGCCGCCCGGCUCACUGAGUGGGUCAACAAAUCUACAGCCCUGAGAACAGCCUGCAAUGGUUUCAGUCCAGAGAUUAUCGGCCAGCCAAACGUGGCCUGUCCUGCGCGUCUCACCAAAGAGAGUGCUGCUAAACGUGGAGACACCUCUUGCAGAAUCUUGGAGCAUCCUGGCCCAGGAGGAAAGAUGCCUGCUGAAGAAGUGACUGAAGGCAGUGGGGCUGCCACGGCCCCCCUCUCUCGCCAGCCCGGCUGUAUAGACAUCAGAUUGAAAGAAGAGUCUUCCUCAGAUGUCCAGGCCUUUCCGCAGCCGGAGCCCAAGGAGUCAAGGCAAAGAAGCAGCAGCCAAAUCCCACUCUCACGCCAGCCGGGUUCCAUGGAUGUUCGCUUAAAAGAUACCGUGAGUCCCAAGAUCUCAGCCCCGAGUCGUCCCAACUCAAGAGAGCUCACUGCUCCCAGGAGAACCAACUCUGCAGAGGCCCCUGCCUCGGAUCGGCCCAGAUCACUAGAAGGGAGAUCCAAAGAAGUCAGGACACCAGAGCUGUUGGCUUUGCAUCAUCCAGGAACAAUGGAAGCCAAGCCAAAAGGUGCCCUUUCACCCGAGGCCCUGCCACCCAACCAGCCUAUAAAAAAAGGCACUUUGGAGGAUAGGAAGAACUGACUGGAAAUUGAUGGAUGUCAGAGCGAAAGGGAAGGUGCAACCAAACCUCCAUCCUGCCUAGAGAAACCAUCCAGUUAAAGCUACAUCCAAAAGUGAAAUCAAAGCUAUUCUAUUACAAUGUUAAAACAAGUUAAACUAGUUAAUUUGUUCUAUUCAGCGUGUCAAGCCACUCUCAUGUCUUUAUGUCUGUUUUUCUCUCCUCUCCACUACUAAACCCUACCUCAGAUAUUUCCAAAAUCUCCUCCCCUGCUUCCCAAGCCCAAUUUCAAUUCUCUUUCCCACUUACAACCAAGCAAACCUGGCAAGAAGCACGUUCCAUCAAGUCCAGACAAUGGUGAAACUGGCCUACCAACGAAAGCCAUGCAUUUCUCAGCUUGGCCAAACAUGAAGAAAAAGAAGUGAGAAGGCAAAUCUGUGCUGGAUAAGCAAUGAUACCUGAGUGCUACAAUUAAAAUAAAAUAAAAUAAA